GUGUGCAUUAAUAUUUCUUAUUGAAAUGGUCAUAUGUUUUGUUUGGACCGCCGUUUGUAUUGCAGUAAGUUCAGCAGUUCUUGAAUACUCUUCAUUUCAUGAGUUCAAGAAAUACUUAUUUAUUUGUUGUUUUAGAAUGCCUUCAAUAAGAGUUACAUGCAUGCAUUUGACGAGUAUCGGAGUAAAAAGGCCUUCGAACAAAACGUCAAUAUUGUGCGGCAGCAUAAUAAAUUGUAUGAAAAAGGCGAAAGUAGCUAUCGUUUAAGGACUAAUAUAAUGGCUGAUAUGAACGCCGACUCUUAUCUGAAAGGCUUUCUACGUCUAUUGCGAAAUAAAGGCUUCAGAGCAGAUAUUGAUAUGGACUCGGAGAUUGUGGGCUCACCACUGAUGCAACAAACACCAGAGAAUAUAGACUGGCGUGAAAAAGGCUUCAAAACGCAGCCGGAUAAUCAAAAAACCUGCGGCUCCUGUUACGCUUUUAGCAUAGCUAGGAACAUUGAGGGGCAGGUAUUCAAGCGAACCGGGCGCCUGUUACAUCUGAGUCCGCAGCAAAUUAUAGAUUGUAGUGUAUCGCAUGGUAAUCAGGGUUGUACUGGUGGAUCUUUACGGAACACAUUGAAAUAUUUGCAGGAUACUGGUGGUUUAAUGCGGGAACAGGAUUACAAAUAUGUUUCAAAGAAAGGCGUAUGCCAAUUUGCUGGAGAACUGGCUGUUGUGAAUGUCACAUCGUGGGCAAUAUUGCCAGCUAAGGAUGAGAAAGCAAUUGAGGCGGCAGUGGCUCACAUUGGGCCGGUACCUGUCUCCAUAAAUGCCAGUCCACGCACUUUUCAGCUUUACAGCGAUGGUAUUUACGACGACGACUCUUGCGCUUCAGACACGGUCAACCAUGCUAUGCUUGUUGUGGGCUACAACACAGAUUAUUGGAUUCUAAAGAAUUGGUGGGGCGAAUUGUGGGGAGAGAAUGGGUACAUGCGUUUACGUAAGGGGAAAAAUUUGUGUGGCGUUGCUAACUAUGCAGCCUAUUCUAUUGUUUAGUGAAUUUUUACUUCAUAAUAUGGGAUAUAUGGGAUUAUGGACAAAAUAAAAUGAAAUGAAAGCCAAACCAUGAA
Anastrepha obliqua is the source of this 1109-nucleotide messenger RNA. Its product is annotated as procathepsin L. Gene Ontology annotation, molecular function: cysteine-type endopeptidase activity. The transcript has 6 exons. Bases 157 to 1035 code for a protein of 292 amino acids. The record is from RefSeq and is a predicted model, not a curated record. NCBI's taxonomy places the organism in Eukaryota, Metazoa, Arthropoda, Insecta, Diptera, Tephritidae. Gene Ontology annotation, cellular component: lysosome.